Molecule: messenger RNA, 815 nt
Organism: Dentiscutata heterogama
Lineage: Eukaryota; Fungi; Glomeromycota; Glomeromycetes; Diversisporales; Gigasporaceae
Source: the annotation of a GenBank genome assembly
UUGAUGCUUUUGAUGAAGUUGAAGAUUCUAAUGAUAAUGCAACUUCGUUAAGUACUAUGAGUAUACAAAAUAAUUCAGAAACUGAUGAAUUUAUAACUCCACCUAAAAAUUUUGGUGUUCACUGGACGGGUUUUUUAUGUUUAAAGCAAGUUAAAAAUACCAAAUCACGCCAAUAUAAUGCAAAGUGCUUAUAUUGUAAUAAGAUAUUUGAAGCACGGAAAGAAGCAAUGAUACAUCAUAUAAUAAAUAUCUGUCAAAAAAUAUUAGCUAAAGAUAAAAUACUUUAUAUGCAGAAUAUUAAUAAAAAAAAUUCUGCAAACAUAAUUAAAUCUUACCCAAAUGAAGAUCUUGAUAUAUCUUCAAAAAAACGUAAAGCUGUUUUAACAGACUUUUUUAAUAAGACUAUGAUUCCAUCAGAUAAAAUUGAUGAGCUUCACACAUUAUUAUUACGAUCAUUAAUCUAUACUAUUGAAAGUUCAUUGAAAAAUAUGAACUUAAAUUUUAACAAAAUUAUUGCAUUAGUUAUGGAUAGUCCUUCAAUUAUAAUACGACUUCGAAAAAAUGUUUCAGAAAAAUAUCAGCAUAUAGUUGGUUCAACUUAUUGGAAUGCAAAAUUAAAACAAUGGGCUACAGAUAAUAAUAUUAUACAUAAUUUACAAACAUUCUGUGAAACUCAAUGGUUUUCUUUUUUAAAAGUUUGUCUUUUAGUUCAAAAUUAUGAAGAAGGCUUUAAAGCUUGUCUCGAAUAUAAUAACAAAUUUUCUAAUGAAUGUCCUGUUAUCCCAGUUAACAUUAAAGAAAUAGUUACAAGCUGA